Messenger RNA from Tuber aestivum (summer truffle), 799 nucleotides. NCBI's taxonomy places the organism in Eukaryota, Fungi, Ascomycota, Pezizomycetes, Pezizales, Tuberaceae. The record is from the annotation of a GenBank genome assembly.
AUGUGGCGCAUGAUGAAGACAACAUGUGACGUGAGGCUUGCCUACACUCGAGGUUCAUCCAGCUUAAAAGAGAGCGAUCCCCACAAGCAUCCCGCUCAGCAACUCAGAGACGAGAGCACGAAGAAGGGAGAUCACACUACGCAACAAGAGAGUGAGUCCCCCCCCAACACUAAACCAUCUCCCAGCUAGCUAAAGUACCGAAAACCAGUCUUUGCUAACUUGAACACAGCCAGCUCAAGUGAAAUCGCUCCAUCCAACACGGUAGCAAUCAACCAGAACUCCAACUGUGUUACCUCUCAAAACUGAGGAUGAGUUCUUUGAUCAGCAGUACCCCCCCCCAUUGUAUUAAAUCUGCGGUAUUGAAUGUUCGCUGAAUAAAUAAUUUCUUAUAACAGAGUGCUUGAUUCAGUCCCAAUGUGGCUCUAUCCUUUUCGCUGCCAUCGGUGUCGGCAUAGUCUGGCAGGCAAAUAACAUUCGUUCAGGGAUCGAUCGUGUCGAGUCCAGGCUCGAUAGUGUCGAGUCCAGGCUCGAUAGUCUUGAGUCCAGUGUCGAGUCCAAGUUCAAUAGUAUCAAGUUCAGGCUCAAUCGUGUCGAGUCCAGUGUUGAGUCCAGGUUCGAUAGUAUCGAACACACACAAUUGGUUCUCGUACACACAAUUCGUGCCAUGGCAGAAGGCCAUCCCGGACAGAAGGAGCCAUUGGAUGAGUUGAUAGCGAAUCUUCAGAGGUGUGCCAAGUCUGGUGAUGAACAUUGUAAUGCCGUUGAGGAUACUGCAGAGGGUUAUGGGGAAGAAAACUAG